AGUCAAGAAACAUCCAUACAUUCUACGAGUAUGGCGCACAGGUAGCACAGCUCUAUAGAAUAAGUAUAAAACCCCUGGAUUUCACCUCAAGCACUUGACACAAGACUAUACUCGGCAAUCCGACUCAUAACUAUCGUUCUCGAAUAACACAAUAUUUUCAAAUAGCGACCUUUUCAAAUAACAGUAAUCAAAAUGUUCAAAGCCUUUGCUACAGCGAUUCGACGCUUGCUUUCAAGAAUCAACCUCGGCAGCAUUCUAUCUUUCCACUUAGUUGGUUGGGGUAGUAGAAGGGGUGUAAUAAGCCACCGAUUCCCGAGUGUAGUGCAGGAAGCAUCAACGGGCUUAUACAAAUCACGUUCUUCUACUCAACCGCUUAUCAUAUUCAUAUUGGGAGCACCUGGUACAGGGAAAGGUACACUUUCAAAAUUCCUUAAUACGACAUUUUCUAGUCUGACUCACCUAUCCUAUGGUGACUUGAUUCGUUACGAGGAUAGAAUCCCUGGCUCUUGGGUUAGUAGUUUCCCGCGGCGCGAAGGGACCGAAAGACCGAAUAUCCCUGCCCGUUCCGCGGUCACACUGCUCCGGAAUACGAUCGAAGACGGAGUAGUGCGGAACGGGCAGUUGGCUUGGCUCGUGGACGGCUUUCCGCGCCGAGAACAGCAUGUAACGGAAUGGGUAGCGCAGAUGCCGCGGGCUCGUUGCAUACUCUACUUAACCUGUCCCCCCGAGGUCUCGCUCGUACGUGUGCUUGGACGGGCCUCGACAUCAGGGCGGCCGGACGACGCAAAUGAGGUGAGAGCGCGGGAGAGAAUUACGCGUUCCAUUGCGGAGAGCGAAGCAAUGCUCGUCGCCCUUGAAGAGUCGGGCAUGCAGAUAACUAGAGUGGAUGCUAACAGGGACUUCGAGGUUGUACGGGAGGAAGUUCUUCAGGAAAUUCGGGUAAGUUUACGGUAUCGUAUUAAUGCAAAACCGAGAACACAUUUUUAAUACGUUUAUAAACAGAACUUCUUGUAUGACUAAAAAAGGCAUGCUUAAAAGAAUAAUAAUACCAAUGCGAUAGGUAUAAGAGGUAAUAGAGAAGUGGGUAGAUGAGAUGAGUACCCGGAGCUCUGUCUAUGACAUGUGCAACUGAAGACGGCGAAACGCGAUCUGGAUUUAUAAAAUCUUAAGCUCUGACGGGUUUUGCUGGUCGGGUAAAACAAGAAGAAUUUUUUUUUUUUUUUUUACAGUUGUGGUAGAAAUAUGUGGAUAGUAAGAAUUAAAGGCCAUUCAUCAUCUUGGUAGUUAGGGUAGUUGAGAAAGAAAAAAAAUUAUAAUAUUCUCUCUAUUAUUUUC
Messenger RNA from Daldinia loculata, 1335 nucleotides. Its product is annotated as P-loop containing nucleoside triphosphate hydrolase protein. Bases 193 to 987 code for a protein of 264 amino acids. The transcript is spliced from 2 exons. Gene Ontology annotation, cellular component: cytoplasm; nucleus. Lineage: Eukaryota; Fungi; Ascomycota; Sordariomycetes; Xylariales; Hypoxylaceae. The record is from RefSeq and is a predicted model, not a curated record. Gene Ontology annotation, biological process: CDP biosynthetic process; UDP biosynthetic process. Gene Ontology annotation, molecular function: UMP kinase activity; ATP binding.